This is a messenger RNA of Caenorhabditis remanei, 1410 nucleotides long. RefSeq lists its product as uncharacterized. The transcript has 8 exons. Lineage: Eukaryota; Metazoa; Nematoda; Chromadorea; Rhabditida; Rhabditidae. The record is from RefSeq and is a predicted model, not a curated record. Bases 1 to 1410 code for a protein of 469 amino acids.
AUGUCAAUCUCGCCUCAUAAAUACAUUGAUAGUAAAUGGAACAUCAUCCCAUCGACGGAUAUUACGCUUGGGAAGGAUCCGAAAUUUCCCAAUUCUUUGUCAAACUGGGUCAUCACUUACGGUCCGAUUCCUCAUGUGUUGCCGAGCUCCUAUCUCCUGUCUGAAUCCCUCCGAAAACACCAAAAAGUGCACAACUACUUUGUUGACGACGAUGAUAUGUACUGGACUAGACAUUUGAUAGAGAAUCUCCCGGAAUUCACAUGGGAGACACAUGUUGGUUUGUUUCACAAUCUCGCCGAGUUUACAAACAUGAUUUAUAAGUACUCUGACGGAACCAAGAAGAGGCUAUACAUGCGAACGAUUCCAUUUUUGCCACUUGGAGAUGAAGAAGUCAAAGAAUCCCGUGUAUUCGUUGACGAAGUGGCAAUUAUGAUCCCGCUUCUGAAAGAGCAGCAAGAUGAUCCGUUUGAAAACCCAGAGCGUCAACACUUUGAAAUCUUCCAAAGACUAAACUCGAAUGAACCUGGUAAUAUUGGUACUAUUCCACUCUCAAAGCUUGAAGAAUUGCUCACAGAGUUUGAUAUCAAUAAGUCUCUGUUAACGCUUGUUGACGACCCAGCUCACAUCAUUGGAUUGAAGUCAAUGGCAUGGACAGGCGUCCCUUUCAAAGUUCUCAGCGCUCGUGGAGAUCAAAUGAUCAACAAAAAUGAAGCUACGCUGUACAUCUUCCAGUCUCUCGUCUGUGGUGUUGUUUGGGAAGACGUUUCAUUUCAAGAGAAGUUGAAAGUAGUCAAUGCAAUUCAUUCGUAUGCCAUCCUAGGCGAAGGAACUUACACACCAUUUGACAAGGUUGUGUCCACUAUAGUCCGUGUCAAGCAAUCACUUUCUGAAAUCUAUCAAAACAGAAGAUCGAAAUUUGACGUGAUGUAUCAUAAACAAUCCCCAAACGAAUUGAUCAGUCACGAGGAAUACGAAGAACUUGCCGUAGCCUUUGACUUACCUCUUUACAAACUUGCCAACAUGAAACUUGUCGCCUUGCCCGUCUGGUUCCUUAGAGUAUUGCUGGUUCUUGGAUGGCUCCAUAGCUUUGUUCAAGGAUCUAGCCGUAUGAAAAUGUACAUCACCAUAUUUUCAAGAGUCAUUACAACUGGACUGAUGCCUGCCGUUCCAGCGUUUGAUAGGCAGUUCGUCAAAGAUAUCACGAAAGAAGCUGUCGGCUACAUGAAAAACCCACUUGCAUCGGAAUCGGGUCAAACCAAGUCAUCGACUCUUUGUGCUCAGCGUGAUAUGCAAAAAUCGUCGUUGGAGUCUAUUCAGGAGCAAGAAGGAAGCACAGAGUCGUCGACGAAAAAUUCGAAGGAACGUUGUGCUUCGAACCACAAGAAACCUUCCGACAAACUUGGAUCAUAG